AUGGGAAUGUACAGUACUCGUGUACAAGGUCGCCAAAUUUUGCUAGAGAAUCCCGCACGCGAGAGUCGUGCGAAGAAAGCAUUGGAAGAAAAGCGUAUUAGGAGAAACAGACAACGCGAAAGGAAAAAGCUUGGAAUUAUCGGGAAGCGAGAAGCAAAGGAGAAGGGCGUUUGGAAGUUUGAGGAGGCGCAAGCAAAAUUCAAUCUAUUUCUUCCUCUUCAUCGACUUUGGAUGGGGUACAUGUCUGAGCUUCUUGUCCUACCUCCAAAACCUUCUCAACCUCCGAGCUUCGAUGCGGCGUCGAAAUCUAUGCCCCAAUCAUCUGGCAUGCACCCGAAACUCCUCAAAGCAGAUUAUCACGGAUCUAUCAUGACUGUAUGUCAGAGCAAAAACCCAUGUUUAAUAGGCCUUUCUGGUAUCGUUAUUCAUGAGACAGAGAAUGCGUUCAAAGUUGUGACGAAGACCAACAAACUGAAAGUCCUUCCAAAGCAAGGAACUGUUUUCUCGUUUGCCGUCCCUCUGUAUUCCAUCCUUCCACCCACGCACACAGUCAACACGCCUUUACCGCUACCUCCACCUGCAUCGACAGAAAAUGUCACUGCGCUGGAGACCGUUUUGGAUCAGCCUCACAUACAGUUCGAGCUUUACGGUAAUCAAUUCAGAUUCAGGGCAGCUGAUCGCGCUGGGCGGAAGUUCAAACAUAAGGAAACCAUCGAAUUGUAG
Psilocybe cubensis is the source of this 723-nucleotide messenger RNA. RefSeq lists its product as uncharacterized. Gene Ontology annotation, biological process: tRNA 5'-leader removal; rRNA processing. Gene Ontology annotation, molecular function: ribonuclease P RNA binding. Gene Ontology annotation, cellular component: ribonuclease MRP complex; ribonuclease P complex. The record is from RefSeq and is a predicted model, not a curated record. Bases 1 to 723 code for a protein of 240 amino acids. The transcript is spliced from 4 exons. Lineage: Eukaryota; Fungi; Basidiomycota; Agaricomycetes; Agaricales; Agrocybaceae.